AUCAAUCUGCGCCCAAGAGUAGUGCUCAUUAGGCUGCGCCCUAGAGCCGUGCAUGGGAGAUACGAACUGGUAACGGAGCUGGUUUUUAAAAACCUGUUUUGGGGGGAUUGUUUCUGUUGAAAGAAUAUGGACACCCAGAAAGAUGCUCCUCCUCCAAAGCAGCAACCUAUGAUAUACAUUUGUGGAGAAUGUCACACAGAAAAUGAAAUAAAAGCAAGAGAUCCCAUCAGAUGCAGAGAAUGUGGAUACAGAAUAAUGUACAAAAAAAGAACAAAAAGAUUGGUUGUGUUUGAUGCCCGAUGAAGAAAACAGAAGAUGCAUCUGGUUUAUGGCAAUGUACUUUAUUCAUGUUAGACUUUGAUUUUCUUAUGGGCAAAUGCAUUCUUCCAUUCUGACAGUGUGUAAAUUAUUCUGUUAUGACAAUAAAGUUUUAUUCCAGUA
Messenger RNA from Podarcis muralis (Common wall lizard), 441 nucleotides. RefSeq names its product RNA polymerase II, I and III subunit K (gene POLR2K). Gene Ontology annotation, cellular component: RNA polymerase I complex; RNA polymerase III complex; RNA polymerase II, core complex. Lineage: Eukaryota; Metazoa; Chordata; Lepidosauria; Squamata; Lacertidae. Gene Ontology annotation, molecular function: DNA binding; zinc ion binding. The record is from RefSeq and is a predicted model, not a curated record. Gene Ontology annotation, biological process: DNA-templated transcription.